AUGUGGUACUUCGAAAAUCCAGUCGGAGGACGCUACCAAGACUGGAAAAUCCGCCUCGCAGGACCCCUCGAGGCUGAGGACCCGAGAGUGAUAGCGUGGGUCAAGGAGGAGCACCUACAUCCUCCUUCAGACCUGCCUUAUAACCUCGACCUCGGGAAGAAUGUCGACUUCACGAGGCUUCAGUACUGGCAGAGGGUUCACCAGGGAAUUCUGGAUGUGCUACGGGGCAAGCGCGGCGGCUUCUUCCUGGAGGCGGGGGCGCUGGACGGCUACUACCAGUCCAACACGUUCUUCCUGGAGAGGGACCUGGGCUGGACCGGCCUCCUGGUGGAGCCCAACCCCGUGUUCUUCGAGUCGCUCCUCACGCGCCACAGGAGGGCGUGGGCCACGGACCUCUGCCUCGGCACCAAGCCUUACCCAGUGAAGACAGAGUUCUGGGUCCACACGGGCGCUGACCCCUGGCAGAGUCUCAUCGCAGCGUCCCGAAGUGGUCUUCUGAAGGAACACCUGGAGAACUACCAAAAUGGAGGACUCGACAGCGGCUCAGUGGUGGAGGUCAACUGCGUGCCUGCCAUCAGCAUUCUCUCCGCCCUCAACGUGACCCAGAUCGACCUGUUUUCCCUCGACAUCGAGAACGCCGAAGUGCCCGUCUUGCAGUGGUUCCCGUUCGACAGGGUGCACGUCGAGGUGCUGGUGGUGGAGCACUGGACGUCAGGAGACCCAGAGGACAGCCAGGCCUUCGUGCGUCUGGUGGAGAGCAAGGGCUUCUCCUUCUACCGGAGGGACAACCACGACUACUUCUUCCUCCACCAGCAUCCGAGAUGGGUCCUCGCCCGCCCUGGAGACGAGGGCGCUGUCGAUAACUUGGCGCCUUAUGAACCACUGAUAGGACAUAAAUGAUAAUUGUCUCUCUCUCUCUCUCUCUCUCUCUCUCUCUCUCUCUCUCU
Penaeus vannamei (Pacific white shrimp) is the source of this 947-nucleotide messenger RNA. The record is from RefSeq and is a predicted model, not a curated record. Lineage: Eukaryota; Metazoa; Arthropoda; Malacostraca; Decapoda; Penaeidae.